AGGGACUCAGAACCCCCGGAGCUGCAGGAGGGGGGGGGGGUUACCUGCGGCUCCUCCAGGGCCGCGCCCCCGCCCAGGUGUUCCGGCAGCACCGCGGGGCCUUCAAGGCGCAGGUGAGCACCCUCCUGACCGUGCUGCCACCGCCCAGGGUCCGCUGCCGGCAGGUCACCGUGUCCGGGAAGUACCUGACGGUGCUCAAAGUGCUGAACGGGAGCUCCCAGGAGGAGAUUUCCCUGUGGGAUGUGCAGAUCCUGCCCAACUUCAACGCCAGUUACCUGCCCGUGAUGCCCGACGGCUCCGUCCUGCUCGUCGACGACGUCUGCCACCACUCUGGGGAGGUGUCCGUGGGGACCUUGGGGACAAC
Molecule: messenger RNA, 364 nt
Organism: Neopelma chrysocephalum (saffron-crested tyrant-manakin)
Lineage: Eukaryota; Metazoa; Chordata; Aves; Passeriformes; Pipridae
Gene: TRAPPC14
Product: chromosome unknown C7orf43 homolog
Exons: 4
Biological process (GO): cilium assembly
Cellular component (GO): TRAPPII protein complex
Molecular function (GO): alpha-tubulin binding
Source: RefSeq, a predicted model, not a curated record